GCGAAUCUAGAUUCACGUAGUGCUUUAUUGUGCUCAUCGCUCACAGCAGUCGUAGAAAAUGAUUUCAAAAAAUUUUAUUGUGUUGUGUUUAGCUACUCUUUUUGGACUAUCAAAUGCCUUUGUUCCAUCCUACAUUGAAGUCUGUGGACGACGCAAUCCGAAUCUGGACCAAUGUGUAGUAGACAGUGCAAUAAAACUACUGCCGAAAUUGAGAGUUGGAAUUCCUGAGCUAAAUGUACCCCCACUCGAACCUCUGGAAAUUGAAGAACUUCCUAUGGCCAAUCUUGAUUCCUUUAAAGCUUCUGCGACUAAUGUUAAGAUCAGCGGCUUGUCUAAUUUUACUAUUAUAACUUAUAAUGUUAGACUUCAAGAGCAGAAAAUCUACAUGGACGUUAUAUUUCCUCGUGUCCAACUCAAUGCUGAUUACAAUGUGAAAGCGAAAAUUCUAGUAUCUAUUGCCGAAAAAGGACCUAUUGACAUGGUCACAGAAAACAUACGUGCGAAGGCUACAUUGAAAUUUCGGUUGGUCGAACGUCGUGGACGUCAAAUUAUGUUUUGGGAAGAAAUGACAACAAAAGUUUUUGCUAAAGACUACACGGCUAGUUUUGGUGGUGGUGGUGAACAGAAACCUCUGGCUCAGGCCAUCAAUCAAGUUCUGCAAACAAGUAGAAAAGAGAUCAUCGAAAGCAUUACACCAUCUUUGGAGCGAGCCCUUUCUGCAAAAAUUCUAGAUAUUAGUAAUCGUAUAUCAAAGAACUUUUCUUAUGAAGAGUUAUUCCCCGAUCGUGAAUGAAAGAGUAACAUUAACUCACAUAAUUCUAAUUUGCAAUAAGGAUCGAUUUUCCUGAAAAUUCAUAUUGAAGUUUUAUUUCUAUUGUCAAUGCAUAAUUCAUAUUGAUUUGAAUAUGAUCGUAAAAUGAAAUUAUAUGUUAAGUCUGUAACAUUCAAAAUUUUUUUUCAAGCCAUAGCGUUUGAUUAAAAAAUAUUUUUCAAAACGAAUUGUAUAUAGUUUAUUUAUGAUGAACUACAUUUAUGAUUUUGCGAUUAUGAUCAUGCGAUAUAGUUAGAUUUUGUAUAAUGAUUCUUAAUAAAAAAAAUCGAAUGUAAAUCGUA
Molecule: messenger RNA, 1113 nt
Organism: Trichogramma pretiosum
Lineage: Eukaryota; Metazoa; Arthropoda; Insecta; Hymenoptera; Trichogrammatidae
Exons: 3
Coding region: 59-793 (244 amino acids)
Source: RefSeq, a predicted model, not a curated record